AAUUUCGUCACUGUGCUAAACAACUGGAUAACAGUCGUUUUGGAUAGCCCCUUUCUUUCAAUCUUUCAAUCUUUCAAUUCAGUUAUGCUCUUUGAAGGCUGCUGACAAUGGCUUCUUCAAUUACCUCUUCCUUUCAAACCAGCAAUCUGAGAUCUGUAUUUUUGGGCGACAGAAAUGGGGUGUUUUUACCUAUUGUUCCACAAACUCGAAUUGGGUUUGCAAGGAAGACUAUAGAAUGUAAGGAGUCACGAAUAGGUAAGCAACCAAUUGAAGUGCCUUCUAAUGUAACAAUCACAUUGAGUGGCCAAGAUUUAAAAGUGAAGGGCCCUUUGGGGGAACUUUCAAGAAGCUAUCCUCGAGAAGUCAAAAUUGAAAAGGAGGAAAAUGUGCUUCGAGUUAGAAAGGCAUUGGAAACGAGAAGGGCCAACCAAAUGCAUGGACUUUUCAGGACGCUUACAGACAACAUGGUGGUGGGUGUGUCUAAGGGAUUUGAGAAGAGACUUCAAUUAGUUGGUGUUGGUUAUCGUGCAACGGUAGAAGGAAAAGACUUAGUACUAAGUCUGGGAUUCUCUCAUCCAGUUCGAAUGGCAAUACCUGAUGACCUAAAAGUGAAAGUGGAAGAGAACACUAGGAUCAUUAUUAGCGGCUACGACAAGUGCAACAUCGGUCAGUUUGCUGCUUCCGUUAGAAAAUGGAGGCCUCCUGAACCGUAUAAGGGUAAAGGUGUGAGGUAUGCUAAUGAAGUUAUAAGAUUAAAGGAAGGAAAAGCAGGGAAGAAGAAGUAAUUGAUGUAUUUAUUCCUUUUAUUCAGUUUUCCCUUAGAUGCACAUGUUUAUAUGCACCCUCAGGGUAUGGAAUGUAUUUCAGCGACUCAUUAAAUUGACAAGCAUUUUGUUUCUAA
Messenger RNA from Ricinus communis (castor bean), 901 nucleotides. Its product is annotated as 50S ribosomal protein L6, chloroplastic. The coding region runs from base 108 to 785 and encodes 225 amino acids. Gene Ontology annotation, cellular component: ribosome. Gene Ontology annotation, molecular function: rRNA binding; structural constituent of ribosome. The record is from RefSeq and is a predicted model, not a curated record. The transcript has 3 exons. Gene Ontology annotation, biological process: translation. NCBI's taxonomy places the organism in Eukaryota, Viridiplantae, Streptophyta, Magnoliopsida, Malpighiales, Euphorbiaceae.